AGGGUCUUCAGUGAGACAGCAACGGCUACUGAGUCGGAUCCCGGAAAGCGAGCAAAACCGAGCCCUGCCGAGCCCAGCCGAGCCAGCGGGACUUCAUUUCGGUUCUAAGAGAGUCAGAGAGCGACCCGGUUCACAGAGCCGGCGCUGAGCAGCCAAACAGCAGCUUGAAUUCAGCGGCGUGACCGCUGGACAGAUUCAGACAUGGACCUGCGCAACAAAGAGCCUCUGUGUGAGGACGUCAUACCUGUGGUGAUCAUCGGUAAUGGACCUUCGGGAAUCUGCCUGUCGUACCUGCUCUCAGGUUACACCCCAUAUCUGUCCCCAGAGGGCUCCCACCCGAACCCAGUCCUGCACAGCAAGCUCGCCCAGAACCCUCACCUGUCUCUGUUUGAACAGGACCUGGAGUACCUGUGUGAAGGUGUGGAGGGCCGAUCGUCAAACCCGGUAGCCGUGCUGUUCGACUCGCUGCUCCUCCCCGACAGUGAUUUCGGGCAGGACUACGCCUCACCACUGGAGUGGAGAUACGAACCGGAGAGAGCCACGCCUCACCUGGUUCUGGGAAAAGGUCCUCCGGGCGGAGCCUGGCACGCGAUGGAGGGAUCCAUGCUGACGCUCAGCCUCGCUGACUGGAUGGAGCUUCCAGGCCUGAAGCUGAAGGACUGGAUGAGGGAGAAACGCAGGAACGUCCGUAACGACCGCGCCACGCCUGCUGAGAUCGCCUCCUACUACCAGCACUACGUCAGACAGAUGGGCCUGGAGAGGAGUUUUGCCUGUGGCACCAAAGUCACCUCCGUCCACCGGGUGUCCCUCAGGUCCGGCCGCUCCGUGUGGAAGGUCCAGGGCCUGCAGCGGCGAGCUGCCGAAGGUGAAGAGCAGACGGACGCCGAGAUCCCGUUUUCCGCGUGGGCCGAAAACGUGGUCCUUGCCACCGGCACCCAUGACAUCCCAGCGAGGCUGAGCGUGGAGGGCGAGACGCUGCCCUUCGUGUGUCACAGCUUCUGGGAGCUGGAGGCGGCGAUCUCCACUGGCCGUCUGGACCGGGCGUCUGAGCCCAUCCUCGUGGUCGGGGCGGGCCUGACAGCUGCUGACGCCAUCCUGGCUGCCCACCACCUCAACACGCCCGUCUACCACGCCUUCCGGCGCUCCGUGGCAGACCCGGCGCUCAUCUUCAACCAGCUGCCCAAGCUGCUCUACCCUGAGUACCACAAAGUGCACCAGAUGAUGAGCCAGCAGCAGCACCAGCCCGGAGAGUCACCAGCCGACAUGGUGAGCCAGCGCCUUUCAUCGCUCAGAGACGACCGAGCUCGCUCUCCCUGCUCCUACCCAGGCUACCUCAGCUUCCCCAAGCACCGCGUCGUCGCCUUCAAACCCGACGGCAAGUGCGUGCUGGAAGGCGAAGGCGGCCAGCAGACGGUCCUGCAGGUCUCCAUGGCGCUGGUAUUGAUCGGUGCCCAUCCAAACUUGUCGUUCCUUCCCGAGCAGGGCCGCCCGCUUGCCCUGGAGCCGGACGAGCCCAUCAGCUGCCGGCGGAAUCCUGUCGACGUGGACCCGUAUACGUAUGAGAGCAUGAAGGAGGCGGGGCUUUACGCCAUGGGGCCGCUGGUGGGAGAGAACUUUGUACGCUUCCUGAAGGGCGGUGCGCUUGCCAUCGCGUGUGACCUGGCGCGAAAACAGACAGUGAGUGGACAGAAGAACGUGCAGGAAAGUUCUGCCGGACAGUCGCUGAGCUGUCAGCUGUCUAACUGCACUCUGGAUGCAUAGAAAGUAGACAGUGAGGGACAGAGUAGGUAGGAAAUGGGUUGACUCGAUUGUUAAGGGUCUCAGAUUUGCAGUCUUUCUCGGCUCCGCUCUCUCAGCAGCUACAAGUCCACAACGAGAGAGACGGCACAGCCAGUGCAUGAGGAGAAGAGAAAGGAAGGCAGAGGGCAUUAAGAGGAGGAACAGAGAGAAUAAUAAGUAUGUUUGUGUGCACUAAACGACCAAAAGUAGCCAGACGGCUACUAAGGUCACCUUGCCUCGGGCUGUCGAGCAUCCAUCCAGCUCCAUCCAUUACCUUUGAAAUGAGUUGGAGUGAUCCAGAGCUGACCAUCCAACACCUGUCCAAGAGUAAACAUAUAUAAUAAUACUUUUUAAUGCAGUAAAAAAGUAAAAGGACCUCAGCAAAAAACAGAAAUACAAAGUGCAGAAAUAGCAGCUCAAAAAACUGCUUAAAUACUGAGUAACUUGUACGACUGCAGUGGACCUACUGCUUAGUACAUCCAGCAUCUAUCAGUAAAGGAACUGUAUAAAUAUAUAAAUAAAGCUCCGUUUUUCUCUUUUUGGAUUAAAAUAAAAUGCAGCCCUUAUACGGAAACUAAGCUGAAAAAGAACAGCUUCAGAUUCAAAUUCAGUUUUUGUGAUGCCAUAAAAACUACUUUACUAAACGGCCUAUAGCAGCUAAGCCCCGCCCAUUCAUGCUGAGUGUUUCAGCCCAGACUGCUCAUUUACAUGUAUCUCUCUUAAAGGCACAGUGACAGCCUGUUUAAAAAUGAUGGUUCUUUAAGGGUUCUUCAG
Colossoma macropomum (tambaqui) is the source of this 2553-nucleotide messenger RNA. RefSeq names its product oxidative stress induced growth inhibitor 1 (gene osgn1). The record is from RefSeq and is a predicted model, not a curated record. The coding region runs from base 202 to 1761 and encodes 519 amino acids. The transcript has 6 exons. Lineage: Eukaryota; Metazoa; Chordata; Actinopteri; Characiformes; Serrasalmidae.